CAUGUUGGGUCGGUUUGAAAGCCAGCGCGGGCGUCGCGCUGCGCUGUGACGGCGGAUGGCGCUGCGAGCCAGCGGCGCCUGAAGUGCGGCUGUGUCCGGGUCUGGGAUGCCUUGUGUCGCGUCUCCAGUCUGGUAGCAAGCCUGGGCUUUCGGCGGGGAGUUGUGGAAGUGUGCAUUUUUAUUUCUUUUCGGAUCUCCGUGGGUGAAUUCGGUCCGAAAAGGGGGUAGCUGAACUGUCUUGCCGACCGUUUAACAUUCCGUUCGGAAUGAUGGAUUUCCUUUUGGGGACACGAACGGUUACGGAAGAAAUGUUGUUUCUAAAAGAAAUCAACAGAAAUAAUCCAUUUUGAGGAAGCCAUGGCAAAAUCAAAUAUAAAACACAGAGUUUGUUCUCGGGAAUCUUCAGUAUCUUCUCUGUUAGCAAGCUGUAGCCUGAGUGGUAAUAAUUCCUCUAACCCUGAUGGCUCUUUUCAGUAUAAGGAUAAACUGUACAGUUCUGCAUCUCAGGCUCUGCAGGCCUAUAUUGAUGAUUUUGAUCUAAGCCGAAUGUAUCCUGGUGCAAGCACUGGAAAGAUUAACAUUGAUAAGUGUUCUGCUAAUAUGCCAGAAUUCUCCAACAAUAUUUGUAAACCAAACAAUGCUGUUGAGAAUUUUGAUCACAAAAAAGUCUCAUUGUCCAUACCUUCUAGAAGACAGACUAUUAAUGACAUAGACUCCAUUAGCCUAACAACCGAUGAUCUAUUAAAACUUCCAGCAGAUGGAUCAUUUUCUUUCACUUAUGUUGGACCAGGUCACCGAAUUAGCAAGAAAAGCAAGAAAGGCAUUGGAAGGCUGAGUUACUCAAACACUGGAAAGCAUCAAAAUUUUCAAGAACCCUCUACUGCCAUGGGCAAGGAUAACUUAGUUACUCCUGUUGUAUUCACAAAUAUAAAUGGAAAGCAAUGUGGUAGGCUAAAAAAGCCAAAACUUGUGGAUAAAAGUAAUAAAUGCAUUUCUGAACCAUCUUUAUCUUUUUCCAAAAAAACAUCUUUCAAGGACGUUUCAGAGCACAAUGUUGAAAAGAAUUACCCAAGAUGGCUCACUGGCCAGAAGUCUGACCUUAAUGUUUCAGGGAUAACUAGUAUACCUGAUUUCAAAUACCCAGUCUGGCUCCACAAUCAAGACUUGCUACCUGACACAAAUAGUCAAAAGAUUUAUAAAAUAUUUAAAGAAGAUCAGUGUUCUCCUAGACAUAGUUAUCAGGCACAAAGAACUUCUCGGCUUAUGAAUAAAUUAGAUUGUUUUGAAUAUUCUUUUGAACCCUCAAAUAUUGCACAUUUUUUGAGUGAUGAUAAAGGAUUAGUUAAUGAAUACAAAUGUGAUUCUGCAUGUAGCCAGUGUCAAUGUGAGAAUCCACUUCUCCCAGGACAAUCCAAAAAGCCAUUCAGUGGUGACAAAAUUGAAUUGCUUAUCCUGAAGGCGAAGAGAAAUCUAGAGCACUGUACUGAAGAAUUGCCAAACGCUAUGAAACAGGACGACAGUCCUUGUUCAUUAGAUAAACUUGAAGCAGAAAGAUCAUGGGAAAAUAUUCCUGUUACUUUCAAAUCUCCUGUUCCUGUUAACUCUGAUGAUAGUCCUCAAGAAGCUUCAAGCACAAAGUGUGUGAAAGAGUUCCCUGAAGACUUUUUAAAUAAUGAUAAUCAGAACUGUACCCUUUCUGGAGGAAACCAUCAUGGUCCUGUUGAAGCUCUGAAACAAAUGUUAUUUAAUCUUCAAGCAGUACAAGAAAGUUUUAAUCAGAAUAAAACCACAGAGCCAAAAGGAGAAAUUAAGCAAGUUUUAGAAGAUGAUUUCUCUAAAUUACAAUUGAAGGAAAGCAUGGUUCCUAUUACGAGGUCACUUCAAAAGGCUUUGCACCAUUUAUCUCGCCUGAGAGACCUGGUUGAUGAUACCAGUGGGAAACAGUCACCGAAAAUGUGAAGAGGAAAAUAAAAGUCUAACCAACAAAUAGUCACCACAGAACAAAAAUGUAUUUUUUUCGUAUUGCUUAAACUGACAAAGUAAUUAUAAGACAUACAUUAUUCUGAUUGGUUCAAGUAUUAUACAUUUAAAAAACAAACAAACUUGAAAAUAUCUGUAGGUUUUGUGACCUGUCCUCAUUUUGUGCCAAAGUACCAGAAUGUGAACUGGAAGGACCUACACCAUGUCCUACAGUCUGACUGGACUUCAGGCCAGCAAAUGUCUAAUAUCCAAAGAUGGAUGAUUUCUGUUAUUGACGCUCACAUGGACUUAACCUUCAGCAUCCUCGUCGUUUUAUCAUCUGGUUCUGGAUCAUCAAGAAACUCUCACUGGUGUCUCCAAAAUCUCUUAAGUGAAAUAGACUUUUGAUACAGUUAGCAUCCACUUUUGAGGAGCUUAAAGGAAUAUCAAAAUUGUUAUGGUAUACCUUAUUCAUAUAGAAUAUGUAAAGUUUCAUGCAUCAAAUAUUUAAGAUAUAUUUUCAGAUAAUAAUGGGGUGGUUCAGUGCUAAAAGGAAUAUUGUUUUAUGAUGUGAAAUCCUUGAGAAACUCAAAUAAUUAAUGCCUUGAUUUUUAUUUUCUGUAAGAUAAUAAAAAUAUUUUUAUUUUUUUUAUAACAACAUUUUACAAAAUAUUUUGGGGGGAGGGAUUUUUGAGAAUUUAAUGUUUUAAUAUUAGAUUAUUUCCCAGAUUUUAAUUUUGGGGUUAGCUCAAACUAGUAAAAACUAGGAGAUCAGUGGCCAAUGGCUUUAUGAAAUUUUAUAACUAAACUUAAAGAAAAUGAAUAUGGGAAAUCAGAAAGCAACACUAAUAGGAAUUUCUAAGUACAUUGGGUCAAAGAAUUUGCUUUUCCCCCCCUCCAAAUUGAAAGCACUAUAUGAGACCUUUAUUAUAGAACUUACAUGUCAAAAAAUGUAGAGUGAAACUGUUCUUUUUUUGGACAGUGAGUCAGAGUUGUCACACUGUUUUGUCCAGUUUGAGAGUCACUACAAUAAGUUUGUUUUGUUUAUUUACUCUGUGGAGGUGUUUCUGCCAGUGACAUUCUAUUUUCUGAUUAUGGUCUUCUGCUUUACAGCUAAUAGUUUGCAUAUAAUCAAACAAGACUUUACUUUGAUGAUUAAAAUAAGGCUAGCUGUUAAAAAUGCAGAUUUUACUUAAGUGGGCAAAUAUUAGGUGGAUCUGGGUUGAUCAUGCUAUCCAGGCUUAGUGAAACCUACUAUUAGACAAAUUCUAAAGAAGGCAGAGAAGAUAAAGAUCAGGAAAUAAAUUUCUAGUUACCUAUUAUAUGUUGAUCAGAUAUAAUAUGUAAUAUACUUAGAAAGCAUCUCCAAAGGGACCAUCAUGCUGUAAUGGCUCUGAAGAGCACCCAUUUGUUUAGUGCCCCCAUUUGCAAGAACAUAUCUCCGUACUAAAGAAGACAAGCCUGCUCUAAAAAUUGGUUAAAACUAAUGUUUUAAGAAACUUGAUUAUAUUCACCGAAGGAGUAUUUUCCUAUUGGUAAAUAUAGACCUUCAGUCUUUUACCUAAAAAGGGAAUAAACUUUUCAAAUGAUUAAUUCCAACCUUUUUUAAAAAAAAUAUGUAGAGACCACUAAGGAAAAAAACCUAAAUGACAAAUGUUCGAGAAAUUAAAGAAUUGAUUUAAUUAAAGGUUAAAUAUUUCAGUAUCUUUUAUUUUGUGAUUUCCAAAGGGAAAAAAAGGAGAUUACAGUAUUGACACUGCUGAGUUGGGAAUUUAGAGCAGAUAAUGAGAGCAAUUAUAUUUUAAAAAUUGCAUUGUCAAUAUAAAAUUCUAUCCUUUUUAGGUAUAUUGAAAAAUAGAAAAAAAUGAGAACAUUUCAUAAGAUUUAAAAUUUUAAUUUGAGUAUGAAACAAAUUUAACAAACCUAAUUCCAAAAAGUAUUUGAUACCAAGGGAAAAAAGUGUGACGUAUAUGUGAAAAUUCAAAACUCAAGGGUAUUUUUUUAUUAUCAAAAAGAACUCUACUUUUAGUUUUUUCUUUGAAAAUUUAUUUCAGCUUCAUAAAGAUUUCUGACCAAAUUGAGGAAUUCUGACUUCUUGGGUUUGUUUGAGUUUAGGUCUCUCUUGUUAUGUUAUUUCUUGUUGAAAUUUAUAAAUGGACUUUUUAUAUUUUGUAAUUAAUGUUUAUGAUAAUGUAUAGUUAUACCAAAAUUACAUAUAGUUGUACCAAAAUGUUGCCUGAAGAUGAAUCAUGAAAAGAUUCCUUUCCUCCCACCUAUGUGUCGAAUACAUGAAAUCACUUACAGAUUUGAAGUUUUGUUUCAUUUUUCCUGUUGCACUUUUCACUGUGUCUCAAAACCUAUUUGCUGGAAGUGUUACAUAAAGUGAACUAGUCAAAGAUCAAGUAGCAUGAAAAGGAGACAAAAGAAGCCAAAAAGCCAAUAAAAUUGAUAUUUUCUGAACAACUGAA
Hipposideros armiger (great roundleaf bat) is the source of this 4427-nucleotide messenger RNA. It is a transcript of the gene CUNH18orf54, whose product is annotated as chromosome unknown C18orf54 homolog. NCBI's taxonomy places the organism in Eukaryota, Metazoa, Chordata, Mammalia, Chiroptera, Hipposideridae. Bases 358 to 1959 code for a protein of 533 amino acids. The transcript is spliced from 9 exons. The record is from RefSeq and is a predicted model, not a curated record.